UCUCGACUAUUACCUGAAACAUUAUCAACCGUGGUUAUUCUUUCUAGUUGCGGUUUGGACCCCCCUUGGAUCGACUUCGGCAGUGCAUGCCUGUCUGGUUCGGCACACUCCUUAUCCGUUUCCUCUAAUAAGAACCUACAAUCUAAAGUUGAACAUAUCUUGAUAUAUAGCUGCGUCCCGAUUCUACCUUUAAAACAACAUAGCAACCAAACAUUACAACUACAUUCAACGAUGGCGUACCCUUGGCGAUCCAUUAUCGCCGUAUCUCUUGUUUCGGCAUUUCUCAUCGUAUCUCGUUGGCCACAAUGGAACAAAUCAUUACUGAGCACAUUUUUCUCUUUAUGGAGUUUACAGACUUUUUUCUACGCUGUCUGGGCAGUGAUAUUAUACCCUAAGUUCUUCUCCCCGUUGCGUGGUCUACCAGAACCAACAGGUAACUCUUGGCUUAUGGGACAAUUGCCUACAAUACAAAAAUACCCCACAGGCAUUCCCCAAAGAAAAUGGAUCGCCACUAUUCCAAACGAUGGCAUCAUUCGCUAUCUGGCUGGCUUCAACGAAGAACGUCUACUUAUUACUGGGCCAAAAGCUCUAGCAGAGGUUCUAGUUACGAAGAAUUAUGAGUUCGUUAAGCCAUAUUCGAUUCGCUUUGGACUUAGCCGUCUUCUGGGUGUAGGAAUACUACUAGCCGAGGGCGACGAACAUAAAUUCCAGCGCAAGGGUCUCAUGCCCGCCUUCGCGUUUCGACAUGUGAAGGAUCUUUAUCCCGGGUUUUGGCGAAAGGGUCGUGAGGUCGUCCAGGCUAUGUCGAAGCAAAUUAUCGCCGACACACAAAGUGAAGGAUCCGUCCAAGACCCAGAGAAGGCAAACAAGACCGCAGUUAUCGACGUCGGGAAUUGGGCAUCUCGCGUAACGUUAGAUAUUAUUGGAUCAUCUGGACUUGGGCGGGAUUUCGGUGCUAUUCAACAUCCAGACACCGAGCUUAACCAAACAUACAGACGAGUUUUCAAGCCCACCAGACAAGGCCAGAUGCUGCAAAUGCUGGCUGUAUUCCUCCCAGACUGGCUAAUUGGUCGAAUUCCUGUUCAGCGCAAUCAUGACAUCAACGCCGCGGCACAGACUAUUCGAAAUAUAUGUCGGGAUCUGAUUCGGGAAAAGAAGGACAAGUUAUCUCGCAAGGAGUUGACGGACCGUGAUAUUCUUGCCGUAGCCCUGGAGUCGGGUGUCUUCACGGAAGACAACCUCGUCGAUCAACUCAUGACUUUCCUAGCCGCCGGCCAUGAGACGACUGCCAGCGCAAUGACAUGGGCGAUAUACCUACUCAGCAAGUACCCUGAUAUCCAAAAACGACUACGCGCCGAAAUCCGCGAGCGCUUGCCCCCUAUUGACUCAGACCAAGAAGUCACGAGUCUAGAAAUCGACCACAUGCCCUACCUCAACGCCGUCUGUAACGAAGUCCUACGCUACUACGCUCCAGUUCCCCUCACGCGGCGAGAAGCCGCUGUCGACACGGAAAUAUUAGGGCAGAAAGUACCUAAAGGAACAUCGAUUAUGCUAUCUCCAUGGGCCACCAACUUCGACCCGAACCUCUGGGGACCCGAUGCCCACGAGUUCAACCCCGACCGAUGGAUGCCCAAGGGUCCCGAUGACAAGAGAGGUGCUAGUGGUGGUGCAUCAAGUAAUUACGCAUUCUUGACUUUCCUCCACGGUCCUAGGAGUUGCAUCGGUCUAGCUUUUGCAAGAGCAGAAUUCGCGUGCCUUCUUGCGACUUGGGCUGGUCGGUUCGAGUUCGCGCUGAAGAAUAAGGAAGAGAUUGAUGAAAGGAAGAUUGUUAUUAAGGGUGGCAUCACUGCUAGACCCCAUAACGGUAUGCAUGUUUACGCGACGAUUGUGGAUGGAUGGUAAGAUGUGUAUGAUGUGUUUGUGGAUAAUAUCUAAUGUGUAUAUGGAUUUUUGAGAUAUAUUUGAUGACGGGAAAUUGUAUGAUGUCUCCUACUCUUAAAUUGUAUGUACGGGUUGGGUGGCAAAAGUAUCUAGGUAGGUAGAUAGGGUCCUAUUACUGAAGGAAGA
Hypoxylon trugodes is the source of this 2067-nucleotide messenger RNA. RefSeq names its product cytochrome P450. The transcript has 2 exons. NCBI's taxonomy places the organism in Eukaryota, Fungi, Ascomycota, Sordariomycetes, Xylariales, Hypoxylaceae. Gene Ontology annotation, molecular function: monooxygenase activity; oxidoreductase activity, acting on paired donors, with incorporation or reduction of molecular oxygen; heme binding. The coding region runs from base 232 to 1902 and encodes 556 amino acids. The record is from RefSeq and is a predicted model, not a curated record.